Messenger RNA from Lathyrus sativus (Indian pea), 1311 nucleotides. Lineage: Eukaryota; Viridiplantae; Streptophyta; Magnoliopsida; Fabales; Fabaceae. The record is from the annotation of a GenBank genome assembly.
AUGGAAGAUCAACCUAGUAACAAGUUUCUUCACAUUGCUGUUUUCCCAUGGCUUGCUUUUGGUCAUAUUAGUCCUUUCUUUCAACUUUCUAAACUCAUUGCUCAAAAGGGUCAUAAAAUUUCAUUCAUUUCCACACCUAGAAACAUCAAACGCCUCCCUCCACUUCCUCCUAAUUUACAACCUUUCAUCAAUUUUGUGGAACUCCCACUUCCACAUAUAGAUCAACUACCUGAGAAUGCAGAAGCCACUAUGGACAUUCCACCACAUAUUGUUCCAUAUCUCAAGAAAGCAUUUGAUGGUCUUCAACAACCUUUGACUCUAUUUCUGGAAACAUCCACUCCUGACUGUUUCAUAUAUGACUUUGGACCUUAUUGGUUACCGCCAAUAUUAUCAAAGCUUGGCGUCUUAACCAUCUAUUUCUCAAUUUUCAGUGCAUUUGGUAUUUCUUGUAUAGUGGAAGUAUUUGUUCAAAAGUCAAAUGAAGAGGAGAAUAUUAUUUCUAAUGUCCACUAUGAACAAAAUGAAUCUGGUGUUUCCGAUAUGUAUAGGGUGAAAGGAACUCUAUUUUGUGCUGAUUUUAUUGUUGUAAGAAGUUGCAUGGAGAUUGAAGGUAAGGCUCUAGAAUCGAUUGAAAAUCAAUCCAAGAAAAAAGUGAUUCCAGUUGGAUUAUUGCCACCUUCACUAGAAUUCAGUGAAGAGAAAAAGGAUGAAAAUUGGGAUACAAUCCUUAAGUGGUUGGAUAAACAGGAAAAACAGUCAGUGGUAUAUGUUGCAUUUGGAAGUGAGGUGACAUUAAGUGAUGAUGAAUUUACUGAGAUAGCUAAAGGAUUGGAAUUAUCUAGCUUUCCGUUUCUUUGGAUUGUGAAGAACCAUGAUAAACAUGAUUGGUUUGUUGAGAAUGAUUCAAAUAAGAAUGGAUUGAUUUGGAAUAAUUGGGCACCACAGUUGAGAAUCUUAUCACAUGAGUCAAUUGGAGGAUUCUUGACACAUUGCGGUUGGAGUUCAGUGAUUGAGAGUCUUCAAGUUGGGUGUCCACUUAUUAUGUUACCUUUCCAUAAUGAACAAGGUUUAGUUGCUAGACUUAUGGAAGAAAAGAUGGUUGGGGUAAAGGUAGACAGAAAUGAUGAGAAAUUCAGUAGGGAUUCAGUGGCUAAAGCAUUGAGAUUGGUGAUGGUAGAGGCAGAGGGAAAGACUUAUAGAAGUAAAGCUGAAGAGAUGAGGAAGAUAGUAGGAGACAAGGAGCUGCACCAAAAAUAUAUAGAUAAAUUUGUUGAUUAUGUGGAGCUCAAUAUCCCUGCUUCUAAGCAUUAA